AGUCCUAUCACGACUUUCGCAUAAACGACACGCAUAAGAUCGGUAGAAAGACGCCGCGUGUGUUUCAUGCAAAAGGCAAGGAAAAAUUUAAUACAUACACACAUAUGUAUCGCAAAAGCCAUUUCGCUGCUGCCUACCAAACUUCGGGCUAGUGUGUGUGAUAAAUUGUUAUUAAAAAAAUAAUAUUGAGCCCCACUACAACCCGCCCCCAAAAACGUGACAAAUGCACAAGUAAAACAACAACAAAAAAUUUUUAUACAAUUGAUUGCUGUCGGUCUCUCUCAUUUGCUCGCUCUCUCGCUAUCCUCUCUCUCUCUCUCUGUGUGUGUGUGUCGAAAUUAAUGUGUGUGUGCGCCAAUCAACCACAAAUAACAACAACAACAACAAAUUCGAGAGACUUGCUGCAUUUUAGUCGCUGCCGCGUUUUAGUUCGCUUUGAAUUUUGAUUUGUGUAAAUUUCAUAUGAUUUACGUCUCUCAUUCCGUCGUCGCCGUCGCAGUCGCCGUCGCUGCACACACACACGCACACGCACACGUACGCAGUUACGCACACAGAUAAGCAAACACACGCACCCAGCAGACAGACAGACACACAUACAAAUGCGGAAGAGUCACCGCAGUCGUCGCAAUCAGCUUCCCCCCCACCGUUGUUGUUGUCAUCCCACAAACAAAACCGACGCCGUCGCCGCUCAAUAAUUUGUGCAUUUUUUCAAAGUCGCAGCGGAAAAAUCUUCGAAAUCAUUCAAAAUAAUAUGAAAAAUGUGCACUAAUUAAAUUCGAUAAAAAUCAUUUUUAAUGUGUUAAAUCAAAAAUAGAUAACAACAAAUUUGUGUGCGUUGAACAAACAAACGAAGCAACAACAACAAAAUUACAACAAACAAAUGGGCAACUAUUGAAUGGCGGCCAUUAGUGGCCCCAAGCGGCAUCCAUUGAGCAAUCAACACCAUUUCUCCCAUCCAACUAACAGCACCACCACCACCAACAAUACACCCAGCCACACCACCAACAUCCGCAAUAACAACAACAACAACAACAGCAGCAGCAGCAACAACAAGCUUUAUAGCUAUAAAACGCCAGCUAAUCCCCAGCACCAUCAGCACCAACAGAACACAGCACCAAGCUACUGCACCACCAAAAUCAUCAAAUCCUCCACUGCCAAUUCCAUCAACAACACCACCACCAACGCUGAGAAGAACAAGAGCAACAGCUGCCCAAAUUCUUCAGCUGCUGCGCCGCGUAGCUCGAUGAGCGUAUCGAUGUCACUGGUACAGGGUGGUGCUGCCGGUGGUGCGCCACAGGGCGCCAGCGCAAUACUAGCAGCUGCGGCUCCAUAUUAUCAACCGCCAGCGGUGCCACAGGAUGUUCAACCGGAUCGUCCAAUUGGCUACGGUGCAUUCGGCGUUGUCUGGGCCGUUACAGAUCCGCGUGAUGGACGCCGCGUCGCACUGAAAAAGCUGCCAAAUGUUUUCCAAUCGUUGGUCUCAUCCAAGCGCGUUUUCCGUGAACUGAAAAUGCUUUGCUUUUUCAAGCAUGAGAACGUGCUGUCAGCUUUGGACAUUUUACAGCCACCACAUUUGGACUUCUUUCAGGAAAUCUAUGUGAUAACUGAGCUGCUGCAAUCGGAUCUGCACAAGAUCAUUGUGUCGCCACAGCAUCUAUCCGCGGAUCACAUCAAAGUCUUUCUAUACCAGAUACUGCGUGGAUUGAAGUAUCUGCACUCGGCACGGAUAUUGCAUCGCGAUAUCAAGCCCGGCAAUCUGCUCGUCAACUCGAAUUGUGUGCUCAAGAUCUGUGACUUUGGGCUGGCGCGCGUCGAGGAGCCGGAUCAGGCCAAGCACAUGACCCAGGAAGUGGUCACACAAUAUUAUCGAGCGCCCGAAAUUUUAAUGGGUGCUCGCCACUAUUCAUCGGCGGUGGAUGUGUGGUCGGUGGGCUGCAUCUUUGGUGAGCUGCUCGGCCGACGUAUAUUGUUCCAGGCGCAGAAUCCCGUACAGCAGCUGGAGCUAAUCACCGAGCUGCUGGGCACACCCACCAUGGAGGAUAUGCGUCAUGCCUGCGAGGGGGCACGCACACACAUGCUGAGGCGAGCGCCAAAGCCACCAUCCUUCUCGGUGCUGUACACGCUCAGCUCACAUGCCACACACGAGGCGGUCCAUUUGCUCUGCCAGAUGCUUGUCUUUGAUCCGGAUAAGCGCAUUUCAGUGACGGAUGCUUUGGCGCAUCCCUAUCUGGAUGAAGGCCGUUUGCGCUAUCAUUCGUGCAUGUGCAAAUGCUGUUUCACUACCUCAGCUGGCAUGCGUCAGUAUACGGCGGACUUUGAGCCAUCGGCCGGUCAGCCCUUUGAUGAUCUAUGGGAGCGCAAACUCACCUCUGUGCAGCAGGUGAAGGAGGAAAUGCAUAAAUUUAUUGCCGAGCAGCUGCAAACGGGUCGUGUGCCGCUCUGCAUUAAUCCGCAGAGUGCGGCAUUCAAGAGCUUUGCCAGCUCAACUGUGGCACAUCCUUCGGAGCUGCCGCCAUCGCCGCAUCAAUGGGAAUGACGGCAAAAUGAGGCGAUUGCUGCCUAAAAUAUGAAAAGCAACACUGAAACAAAAUCAACAACAAUAACUCUCACACCUAGAUAAUUAAAGAAAAAAAAAAAACAAAAAA
Messenger RNA from Drosophila grimshawi, 2645 nucleotides. RefSeq names its product serine/threonine-protein kinase NLK2 (gene nmo). Gene Ontology annotation, molecular function: MAP kinase activity; ATP binding. Gene Ontology annotation, cellular component: cytoplasm; nucleus. Gene Ontology annotation, biological process: intracellular signal transduction; protein phosphorylation. The transcript has 8 exons. Bases 896 to 2536 code for a protein of 546 amino acids. Lineage: Eukaryota; Metazoa; Arthropoda; Insecta; Diptera; Drosophilidae. The record is from RefSeq and is a predicted model, not a curated record.